Molecule: messenger RNA, 2256 nt
Organism: Striga asiatica
Lineage: Eukaryota; Viridiplantae; Streptophyta; Magnoliopsida; Lamiales; Orobanchaceae
Source: the annotation of a GenBank genome assembly
AUGUUUCUUCACUCGAGUAACUCUGCAACUGAGCUAUACAGAGAAAGAACGAGUCACCGUGUGAAGCAGAUCAGAUCUAGGAUUGUAUUAUCGGUUAUGGCGAUUUCGUCGCAACCUGAUAUCUCCGGCGAACGUCAAUCCGGCCAGGAUGUUCGAACUCAAAAUGUUGUAGCUUGUCAAGCUGUUGCGAACAUUGUGAAGUCUUCGCUUGGCCCUGUUGGCCUCGACAAGAUGUUGGUCGAUGAUAUUGGUGACGUGACUAUCACUAAUGAUGGUGCGACGAUAUUGAAAAUGCUGGAGGUUGAACAUCCUGCUGCCAAGGUUCUUGUGGAGCUGGCAGAAUUACAAGACCGAGAAGUGGGAGAUGGCACGACAUCUGUGGUCAUUAUAGCUGCUGAAUUGCUGAAGAGAGCUAAUGAUUUAGUGAGAAACAAGAUUCAUCCAACAUCGAUAAUCAGUGGUUACAGGCUUGCUAUGAGGGAAGCAUGCAAAUACGUUGAUGAGAAAUUGGCUGUAAAGGUUGAAAAGCUUGGCAAAGAUUCCCUGGUGAACAGUGCCAAGACCAGCAUGUCCUCAAAGUUGAUAGGUGGUAACAGUGACUUCUUCGCAAAUCUGGUUGUUGAAGCUGUACAAGCAGUAAAAAUGACAAAUGCAAGAGGCGAAGUUCGGUAUCCAAUCAAGGGAAUCAAUAUUCUUAAAGCCCAUGGGCAAAGUGCCAGAGAUAGCUAUCUACUUAAAGGAUAUGCUCUGAAUACAGGGCGCGCUGCACAGGGGAUGCCCUUGAGGGUUGCCCCUGCUAGAAUUGCUUGCCUUGAUUUUAAUCUUCAGAAGACUAAAAUGCAAAUGGGAGUCCAAGUCUUAGUCAAUGACCCCCGGGAGUUGGAAAAGAUCCGUCAGCCAUAUGAGUUCUUAGAUCUCUUUGAAACUAUGACUUUUUCGAUCGUCAUUGCUCUCUUGUUCUCUGUCAUUGCUCAAGACUCGUGUGGAAUUGUUUUAAAAGAAGCUGACAUGACAAAAGAACGUAUUGAGAAGCUUCUAAAGGCAGGAGCAAAUGUGGUCUUAACGACUAAAGGAAUUGAUGACAUGGCAUUAAAGGCAUGCUUUCUUUUAAUUCACUCUAGAAAACCUAUGUUUCUCGGUGAAUCUUACUUUGUGGAAGCUGGUGCCAUAGCUGUUAGACGAGUUCGCAAGGAAGACCUGCGCCAUGUUGCCAAGGCAACUGGUGCUACGGCGAUCUCUACUUUUGCUGAUAUGGAAGGGGAGGAAACAUUUGAUUCAUCACUUCUAGGAUAUGCUGAGGAAGUAGUGGAAGAACGUAUUGCUGAUGAUGAUGUGAUUUUGAUAAAAGGGACCAAAACCUCAAGUGCAGUUUCAUUAAUACUAAGAGGUGCCAACGAUUACAUGCUAGAUGAGAUGGACAGGGCUUUGCAUGAUGCCCUUUGCAUUGUUAAGAGAACUCUGGAGUCUAACACAGUUGUUGCUGGCGGAGGUGCUGUUGAGGCUGCCCUAUCCGUGUAUCUGGAAAAUUUAGCUACUACCUUGGGAUCCAGAGAGCAACUGGCAAUUGCAGAAUUUGCUGAAUCUUUGUUAAUAAUACCCAAGGUGCUCGCUGUCAAUGCUGCUAAAGAUGCAACUGAGUUGGUUGCUAAACUACGAGCCUACCACCACACUGCACAAACUAAAGCUGACAAAAAGCAUCUGUCAAGAUUGCAUCCUCAAGACUCUAGGGAGUUAUAUGUUGGUAAAUAUGAACUGCAAGAGGUGUUGAUAACACUUCGGGGGUGUAAUGUGUUUUUCAUGGGUCUAGACCUGACGAAGGGUACCAUCCGCAAUAACUUGGAAGCUGGAGUCAUUGAGCCUGCAAUGAGCAAAGUGAAGAUAAUUCAGUUUGCUACUGAAGCUGCUAUUACCAUUCUUCGAAUUGAUGACAUGAUCAAGCUUGUCAAAGAUGAGAGUCAGAAUGAUGAGUAAUUAGGCUUGCCUUGAAUUGAUUAUUGUAAGUUGAUUAUGAUGUUUGAUGGAGGACUUUUGAGAUUUUUGAUUUGGUACUUAAUUUAGCGUUGUUAUGAAAGCUGAAGGAAAAGUUUUGUUGAUUGUGUAAGGGAAUUGCCUCUGUACUGUUAAGUGGUAACACAAUUGUGUUUUUCUGCUUUCUCCUUAGCGUGUAGAAUACAUUUGUUGUGUGGUACAUUUCCAUAACUUCUCUGUUUGAUAGAAUUAUCUUCUUGGGAAUCAUUUCAAUUUUCAAAUCCUAAG